This is a messenger RNA of Lethenteron reissneri (Far Eastern brook lamprey), 1071 nucleotides long. RefSeq names its product histone H1.5-like. Gene Ontology annotation, molecular function: DNA binding; structural constituent of chromatin. Gene Ontology annotation, cellular component: nucleosome. The record is from RefSeq and is a predicted model, not a curated record. NCBI's taxonomy places the organism in Eukaryota, Metazoa, Chordata, Hyperoartia, Petromyzontiformes, Petromyzontidae. Gene Ontology annotation, biological process: nucleosome assembly.
GAGCGCUGAUUUCGGUUUCAAAGAGGCGAGGCGAUAAAAGCGACGUCUUGAGAUGGCGGAAACUGCUCCUGCUCAACCACCAGCUGCGGCUACUUCAGCGCCUAAAAGCCCCAAGAAGAAGCGCGCCGCUCCAAAGGCCAAGAAGGUCGGCCCCAGCGUGUCCGAGCUCAUCCUCAAGGCUCUGGCCAGCAGCAAGGAGAGGAACGGCGUGUCUCUUCCUGCGCUCAAAAAGUCGCUUGCUGCCGGAGGAUACGACGUGGAGAAGAACAAUGCCCGCGUGAAGUUGGCCAUCAAGAAGCUCGUGGCCAAAGACGCCGUGGCGCAAGUGAAGGGCAGCGGCGCGUCUGGCUCUUUCAAACUCAACAAGGAAAAGGCUGCCGCAAAGGCGAAGCCCAAGUCGUCAACGGCAAAGCCCGCAGCUAAAAAGCCCGCGGCAGCCAAGAAGGUGAAGAAGCCCGCGGCAGCCAAGAAGACCGCGCCCAAGAAGUCUCCCAAGAAAGCAAAGAAGCCCGCGGCUGCCAAGGCGGCCAAGAGCCCCAAAAAGGUGAAGUCGGCUGUUAAGCCCAAGAAGGCGGCGAAGAGCCCAGCCAAGCCCAAGGCUGCGAAGCCCAAGGUCGCUAAGCCCAAGACCGUCAAGGCCAAGGCCGCCAAACCCAAGGUGGCCAAGCCCAAGAAGGCCGCGGCCAAGCCCAAGAAGACUGCGCCAAAGAAGUGAAUCCGAUGGGACGACCGACGCUCGAUUCACUCCACCUCAACGGCUCUUUUCAGAGCCACCCACUUCGUUAAAAAAGUGAACCAGAUGCUGCUGCGCUUCAAUUAGUUCAAAUUAACUGUGUAACAUUUCACCCACUCGAUGUGUUUUAAGCAUUGAUGUGAUGGGAGUGAUCGAGCCCGAAAGCAGGGAUCACAAACACAGGCGAGGCGGGUGGCAGCUCCCUCACUCGAACUGAGUGCAGAGUAAUCUCAGCGACGUCAGCAUUCUCGCUGGCGAUUCUAAUCUAAAUCCAGAUUCAAAAUCGAUGCAUUCUUGACGAACCUCCAAUUUUGAUUAUGUGUUGCACCUCUUCAUUC